AUGAAAAAGGGCGAUAGUGUGGCGGUGUUGGUGUUGGUUGCACGCCUCGUGUUGCUUCGGGGGCGGUGGGCCUCGGCUGCUUCACCGACAGGCGUUGCAGUGCGGCUGCGUGGCGCACCGAGCACCCCGCCGUGCGAGCGCCACGCCCAACGCCAUUGGGACUGCGGGACGGAACAGUCGCGAGUGUACUUUGGAGCCAGCGGCACCUGCUGGCCGCAGUUGGGCGGUGCGAGUGGGAUGCUUCACCGCACGGGUGUUGUGAUGGCGCCUUGCAGCGGCUCUUGUGAUGGUUCCGACGCUGCAGCUCGACGUGUG
Messenger RNA from Trypanosoma cruzi, 315 nucleotides. Its product is annotated as retrotransposon hot spot (RHS) protein, putative. Lineage: Eukaryota; Euglenozoa; Kinetoplastea; Trypanosomatida; Trypanosomatidae. The annotation marks the transcript as partial. The transcript has a single exon. The record is from RefSeq and is a predicted model, not a curated record.